Tuber melanosporum (Perigord truffle) is the source of this 1494-nucleotide messenger RNA. RefSeq lists its product as uncharacterized. Lineage: Eukaryota; Fungi; Ascomycota; Pezizomycetes; Pezizales; Tuberaceae. Gene Ontology annotation, cellular component: cytoplasm. The transcript is spliced from 4 exons. Bases 1 to 1494 code for a protein of 497 amino acids. Gene Ontology annotation, biological process: purine nucleobase catabolic process; allantoin catabolic process. Gene Ontology annotation, molecular function: cobalt ion binding; zinc ion binding; allantoinase activity. The record is from RefSeq and is a predicted model, not a curated record.
AUGGCACCACUACUAGACACUUCAAUAGUUCCAGUCCCGCCAGCAGCAGCACCCCUAACGGUCCUCUGCUCAACCCGCGUCAUCCUCCCCGGCGUGGAGACACUCGCGAGCAUACUCAUAUCCCCCACCACUGGGAAAAUCACAAACAUAAUCCGCUCCAUCCCUGGCCCCUCAGCGUUUCCACCGGGUACAAUAUACCAUGACUACUCUCCCAAGGUGAUAAUGCCGGGCCUGGUGGACGCGCAUGUUCACCUGAACGAACCCGGCAGGACUGAAUGGGAGGGAUUUGAGACGGGGACGAGGGCUGCAGCGUUUGGCGGCGUCACCACUAUUGUUGAUAUGCCGUUGAAUGCCAUUCCGCCGACUACUACUGUUGAGAAUCUUGACCUCAAGGUCAAGGCCGCUGAGGGGCAGUGUUGGGUCGAUGUUGGGUUCUAUGGUGGGGUUAUUCCUGGGAAUGAGGAGGACCUUGUACCGUUGGUUAAGGCGGGUGUUAGGGGAUUCAAGUGCUUCUUGAUUGAGAGUGGGGUUGAGGAGUUUCCGGCUGUUAAUAUGAAAGGCCUGGUCAAGGCCGUAGAGAAGCUGAAGGACUCUCCAACGAUCCUCAUGUUCCAUGCCGAGAUGCUUCCUCCACUCUCAAUGUCCGUCGGAGACAACGUCCGUCAUGGGGAUCCUCCUCUUGCACCUGCUGGGCCUUUAGAUGCCUAUAGCACAUUCCUUGCCUCCCGCCCUCCAGCGUUCGAGACCUAUGCCAUCGAGGAAAUCCUUUCUCUUGCAGAUAUUGCGCCUUCACUACAGCUUCAUAUAGUCCAUCUUUCCGCUAAGGAAGGAAUCCCGAUUGUUCGUGCGGCUCAGGAAGCGGGUGUCAAGCUUUCAGCUGAGACAUGCUUUCACUAUCUCACACUCGCGGCAGAAGAUAUUGAAAAUGGUGAUACUCGCCAUAAGUGCUGUCCUCCAAUCCGUGAGGGUUCUAACCGUGACGACCUCUGGGAUGCUCUCAAAGAAGGUUUGAUCGAGACGGUCGUCAGUGAUCAUUCUCCUUGCACCGCCGGCCUAAAGGCACUAAAGGAAAAUAGCGGAGAUGGCGACUUCUUCCGGGCCUGGGGCGGUAUCUCUACCGUUGGCCUAGGGCUCAGUGUUCUCUGGACUGAAGGGUGUAAGAGAGGUGUUUCCCUUGAGGAAAUCAGUUUGUGGACUAGCUACAAAACAGCUAAGCAAGUCGGUCUCCUCGGUCGGAAGGGCUGUCUGGAAGUCGGAUGGGAUGCCGAUAUCCUUGUAUUUGAUCCCGAAGCCAAGUUCACAGUGACCUCGACCGAUAUGCACUUCAAAAACAAGGUCACCCCGUACGAGAAUAAGACCCUUACCGGUAAAGUCUGCGAAACUUGGCUAAGGGGCCGUCAGAUUUAUUCUGUUGGCGGCGGUUUCGACGAGAAGAUUGGUGCGAGUGGGGUGAUGUUAUUGGAGCCGAGAGUCCAUCCUAUUCAGGCGCUGUAG